AUGAAUGAGGAGCUCGAGAAACAGCAUGAGCAUAUGAUCCAUGUUGCUGACAUGAUAUUUCAUCUUUGUGAGCUUUAUGGAGAAGGCACAUGCAACAUGCAUUAUAGCUCUAUGAGUGAGCUUUUGAGAACCAAGAUGGUUAAGGGAGCACCAAUUCACCAACAUGAACUGAAGAUGAUUGGACUUAUUAAGCAACUGGAAAGUCUUGAUAGUCCAUUUGACUAUAAUUUGGCCACACAUCUUCCUUGCGUCCCUUUCUGA
Molecule: messenger RNA, 261 nt
Organism: Prunus armeniaca (apricot)
Lineage: Eukaryota; Viridiplantae; Streptophyta; Magnoliopsida; Rosales; Rosaceae
Source: the annotation of a GenBank genome assembly